This is a messenger RNA of Mizuhopecten yessoensis (Yesso scallop), 3802 nucleotides long. Its product is annotated as nuclear receptor subfamily 2 group E member 1-like. Gene Ontology annotation, molecular function: zinc ion binding; RNA polymerase II cis-regulatory region sequence-specific DNA binding; nuclear receptor activity. Gene Ontology annotation, biological process: anatomical structure development; cell differentiation; regulation of transcription by RNA polymerase II. The transcript has 7 exons. Lineage: Eukaryota; Metazoa; Mollusca; Bivalvia; Pectinida; Pectinidae. The record is from RefSeq and is a predicted model, not a curated record. The coding region runs from base 285 to 1922 and encodes 545 amino acids.
UAACUUAUAUGAAUACAGUGUAUUAUAAACAGAUAGAUCGCAGAAAGUAGAUCAUGAUUAAAACAAAAAACAAAACAAAAACAGAAAUAUUUACGUCCAUGUGUCAUGACUAGCACUUAUCAAAAUAGAAGCAGAGACUGUACAAUCGUGAUAGGACAACAACAAUGUCGUUCAGUAAGACAAUUAUCAAGCCCCAGUCGGGGUGAAUCUGGGGUAUCAGAUACAACUGUCUGGUCAUCAUUAUCAAUAGUAAACAAUGAUCAAGGACGAGUGUGGACGCUUCAAUGGUCCCCGACAUAUACUACCCAACGUCUCGUGAACUGUUCCUACAUAAUGUCAACACCUUGCUUGUUUGGACUAACAGGAUUGUAGUCAUGAUCGACAUUAUUUUGGAAAGUUACCACAGUCCCUCAAGUCGUAAACCGGAAGUGAUGUGUUUGGUGUGUGGAGACAAGGCUUCCGGUAAGCAUUAUGGCGUCCAGAGCUGUGAUGGUUGUCGGGGAUUCUUCAAGCGCAGCAUCCGGCGGAACCUUGAGUACGUGUGUAAGGAGAACAGAAACUGUAUUGUAGACGUGGCCAGGCGGAACCAGUGUCAGGCGUGUCGCUUCAAAAAGUGCCUGGACGUUAAGAUGAACAAAGAUGCUGUCCAACACGAGAGGGCGCCUCGAUGUUACCAGUACAAGAGAGACACUGAAGAAAUAGAGGACAACAAACCACACAUGUUCCACCGUCUCGGCGAGUUCUUCGAGAGGUCAAAGCAGUAUAGCCCGUUUCAUCAGUAUCCACACACUCCAGUUGCGGUGCCAGCUGAUUACAGUCACCCCCACACACCUAGCCAUGGGUUUCCUCCUCUUCCGUUACACGUUACUGAUCACAGACUGCCCGGGAUGUUCGUACCAAACCUCGUUCCAAACGCAAACCUUACGAUGCGCUACAACUGUGGGACUAGUGACGGCGGAAGUAGUGCAUCAUCAAGCAAUUCGCCUCUGUCAAAUGAAGAUUUUAACCGGAACUACAGUCGUUCGCCAUCUCCGCUAGACAACGGCAAUGGCCGAAUAACGCCAGAGAGUAACGGACGCAUCACUCCCCAAACUGAUCUUAUCAAAGGCGAGAAAGAGGCUUCACCUGUCAGUAAGAGUUGCGAAAGUCCUCGGGUCUCGUCUACUGUAAUGACGUCACCACCACAAACGACCAAGGUCCAGCCUAUCGUCAUACCUGGUAUAUAUGGCAACAGUAUAAGCUCGGAAGGGUCACGAUUUCAGAUUUCGGCCCAACAUUCACUUUUCCCUCGUUUUACCGACCCUAAUGUUUCCUCCUCCAACAUAAACUCAAGCACAGACAAUUUGUUCGAAACGGCGGCUAGAUUACUCUUUAUGUCUGUGAAAUGGGCGAGGAACAUACCGUCUUUCCUUCAACUUCCGUUCCGAGACCAAGCCAUUUUAUUGGAGGAAUCAUGGAGCGAACUGUUUGUUCUGAGCGCUGCUCAGUGGUCACUCCCAAUCGACAUAGCUACGCUACUCGCCCCCGGGUCGUUACACCUUGACCCCCAGAUCGGAGAGAAGCACGCCAUCAUGGCCGCCAACCUUCGGAUACUCAACGACGUGAUUUCUCGACUAAAUUCACUGAGGGUAGAUUCUACCGAAUACGCCUGUCUCAAGGCACUAGUUCUCUUCAAAUCAGAGUCACGUGGUUUGCGAGACUACAUACAUGUGGAGACUUUGCAGGACCAGGCCCAACUCAUGCUUCACGAGUACACUGCCACCCACCAACCCAACAAUAAAGUCCGUUUCGGAAAACUCCUUCUCAUGCUUCCGGCGCUUCGCACAGUCAAUGCGCGUGCACUUGAAGACGUAUUCUUUCGCAGAACCAUUGGUAACGUGCCGAUAGAAAGACUAUUGUGUGACAUGUUCAAGUCGAGUUAAUUUUAAAGUGGGACCAGGAGAAGAAACUCACGGAGCUCCGGAUUCGUCAUCACAUACAAUGUGACUAUGAAAUGCUGGGUAUAUGGGGUUUGUGGGGAUGGGGAUUGGGGUUAUUUUGUUGGCAAAGCUAACGAUGCUAUUGAAUAUGUUACUGUAUCUCGAAUAUUUUCCUUUUUGUUUCAUAAAUUGCUGCGAAUAAAAAAAAUCACGUAUGUAUCAAAAGCGUACUGAUUUGCAAAUGAAUUGAGGAUCUGUGACUAAUAAAGUACAUAAUUGGUUUAAGAGGGUAUACAAUAUGUGUAUACAGGUAUGACAGGUGUGUGUGUAGAUAUUUUUGCAGAUACAGAUAUAUUUUAUUUUACUUAAUUUCGAUUUUGCGGCAAUAUAUUGAUUUCGAAAACUGUUACGUGUGCAAUUUAUUUGAUGAUGAAUAGAAUCUCGAACGUUUGUUGAGUAUGUGUCUGUUGACCGUUACAGUAUUUGUCUGUUGACCGAUACAGUAUGUGUCUGUUGACCGUUACAUUAUUUGAAACGUGCAGUUUCCUUCUACUGUCAGCUUGUUUUGUAUGGACUCUGUUAGAUGUGAUUUCUUACUUCUGUAUACAACAUUGUUAAAGUUACUAUAUAAAGAACGCAUCACAAUACUAGUCCACUUUGCAUAUUGAAAUAUGAUUUGUCAUGUGUGGAAAUUAACUCUGCAAAUGUCUGUGUACAAGAAGAACAUUUUGUUAAUAUUAGAAAUAUAUAAUAUAUAUAUAGACCUUCACUGUUGCCAUUCAAUACAUUAUUUAUGAUAUAACUAAAAACUGCAGUGCAAGUUUAGAAGUAUGAACGAGCUAUUUCAAAACUCGCGACUUUCCAAAGCAAACAGGAAGUCGAACAUCCGCCAUAUUUUUUGCUUAAAACAGGGUCGUCAAUAGUCUUUAAAGCGCUUGAAUCAUGUAUAUGUCAGUUUGCUUGUGUUGUUAUCUCUAAAUGUAUAUAUUUAUAUGUUAUUGUAAAGCUUAUAUUUUCUAUGAUACUUGAGUUGUUUGUGUAAAUAGGAAGUUUUCUUCUAAUUGACUGUCCCUGCUGUUUGUUACCUGUCCAAUAAUCAUACCAUCCUUUGAUCUACAUCGUUAAUCAAAGUAUUUUUGUUUAACUUCAUUUCUAUUUUAUUUGAAAAUAUAACAUCACUAUGUGAAUGCUGACACCGUUUAUUUGCCUAAAGAAGGAUAAAUCAUAUAAGUUGUUAUAACUUUUGUCAAACCGAUUUUAUCAAAUACAAUAUGUUUCAAUUAACCUCUUUCCACUUUCGGCAUUGAAAGCUUCCGCUUUCGAUAUACAUAUCUUCUCUGCACUCAUGAAAUGUGUCGUGACAAAACCGAAGACUCCUGAUGAGCUAUUUGGUUGGUUUCAGACAUAAAAAGACAGAUUUCUAGGCUUAAAAAUGUCCUUUGAAGAUUACAGAGCAGCUACACAAAACUCAAAAGCGACCGGAUUUACCGUUACGCUCUUGCGUGAUUCCUUUUAACAUGUAUAAAAAAGUCACAUGUUGUCAGGAUUUUAUGAAAGCUUCCAGACUAGUGUAGAAAUCAAAUGUACAUCGAAAACGUAAUCCUUGGAUUUUCAAGUUUCCUCCUUUCUCGACUCGUCUACUUUCACUUUUAGUUUCUACCUGUCGCUUCCCUGCCUAUCUUUGUAGGACCGGUCUCGAAACUCCUCGUCUAUGGCCCAUACUGUCUAUUUGUCCGCUGUGUUGUAUGUUAUUUCAGUACGUCAGUGCCAAAAAAUUACUUUAUUUAGCAUUUUUUUUAUAUUUUGUUAAGAUGUGAAUGAAUUUAUGUCGGAUACAAAGUAUAUACAAUUCUAGUGCAAUAAUAAAAUUUACACCAACCUGA